GCCGGGAAGGCCGGCAGGCAGGAGGGCCGGACGGCCGCAGCAGAGCCAUGGAGCCCACCGCAGGGCCCGCUGUGCUCUACCAAAAGCUACUGCUCUGGGAUCCGAGCUUGGAGUCUGAGGAAGAGGAGACCUCAGAGCUGGUGGUUCCUGAUCCCUGGAGGCCCCAGGACUCCUUGGGGAUCGAGGCUGGCAGGCUGCCUGGGGCCUGGGCCCGCCUACUCGCGGCCCUGCUGCUGCUGGCCGUUGGCUGCUCCCUGGCGGUCAGGCAGCUCCGCGCCAGCAGCAGCUCUGCGGCCCCUGCACCCAACGGCCACUCCCACCACCCUGGCGUGUACCACCACGGGGCCGUCGUCAGCCCUGCAGCCACCUGCUCCCACCUGGGCCGAGAGCUGCUUGUCGCCGGGGGCAACGUCGUGGACGCUGGAGUGGGAGCCGCCUUGUGCCUGGCGGUGGUCCACCCUCACGCCACAGGGCUAGGUGCCAUGUUCUGGGGCCUCUUCCACAACAGCACCACAGGCAGCUCCACUGCCCUGAUGCCAGGCCCAGCCCGGGCACUGGCUCCUGGCCUAGGGCUGCCAUCCGCUCUGCCCGCCCUGCACCUGCUGCACACACACUUUGGCCGCCUGCCCUGGCCACGCCUGCUGGUGGGCCCCACCACGCUGGCUAAGGAUGGCUUCCUGGUGGAUACGGCCCUGGCCAGGGCCCUGGCCACCCAGAGCACAGACGGCCUCUGCCCACUGCUUUGCCACACUGAUGGGACCCCGCUGGGCCCUGGAGCCCGAGCCACCAACCCCAAGCUGGCAGCGGUGCUAGAAAAGGCGGCACUGGCCCCCACCCCAGACCUGGCCGGGGACGCCCUGCUGAGUCUGCUGGCCAGAGACCUGGGGCUGGAGGGACCCUCGCCUGGGCCUGGGCCCACCCUGGAGCCUGCCCUGCAGCUUCCUGUGCCCCAGGGCAUCCUGUUCACCACCCCCAGCCCCUCAGCUGGCCCAGAACUGCUGGCGAUGGUGGAGGCAGCCUUGCACCCUGGAGGGCCCAGCCCUGACCCCUGCUCGAUCCUCCCACAAGCUCCUGUGACCCCUGGGAGCGGUGUCCUGGCCACUGUAGACAGCAGCGGCUCUGUGCUCCUUCUCACCUCCUCACUCAACAGCUCCUUUGGCUCCGGACAUCUGUCCCCAAGCACGGGGGUUCUGCUUAGCAACCUGGUAGCCAAGUCUACAAGUAGUGGCUGGGCUUGCCCCCUCAUCCUCCGUGGUGGCUCUGACGACACAGAGACUGAUGUGUUGGGGCUGGUGGCUUCAGGAAGCCCUGUAGUGGCUAGAGUCAUGACCCGUGCCCUGCUCAGUCACCUGGCCGGGCCCCAGGCCCAGGCCCAGCAGCAGCAGCGGCAGGGAACAACACAGAGCCCUAGCCUUUGUGGCCAAGGGACCCUGCUCCAGGUGGCUUCUCGGUCAGAGCACGCCCAUGUCUCCGGUGUCCCCAUUGGCUGCUGUACCUUCCAGGGCUUCUAAGUGUGGGCCAGUGGUCUGCAGGGGGUGGGGGUGCGGGUCUCCAGCCUGGAGGCAGGGGCAGAGCAGGCCAGCAGGGAUGAGUGCCUACAGAGCACACUGCCGACUCAGACCCCAACCUCUGUCCUGCUCAGUUACCUGGAUGGAGUUCUGAGUCUUUUUUCCGCUGAGGACCCCGAGGAUGAUGGAGAAAGAGCACCAGGCCCUGGGGCCAGCCCCAAGUUGAGAUCCAGCUCUGAGAAGGACAAGGAGAAAGGGGACAAAGCCCCUGCCUUGGCUCCAGGCCCCAUGGGCGAGGCAGGCAGAGCCCAGGGCACCGCAGGCCUCUCCGUCCUUCCCUUCAGGCCACCCUCUGCUGUUCUCUCUCAACUGGGCUGGAAACACAAUAAAGACCAAGUCUCCCGA
This is a messenger RNA of Suricata suricatta (meerkat), 1913 nucleotides long. It is a transcript of the gene GGT6, whose product is annotated as gamma-glutamyltransferase 6. Bases 48 to 1511 code for a protein of 487 amino acids. Lineage: Eukaryota; Metazoa; Chordata; Mammalia; Carnivora; Herpestidae. The record is from RefSeq and is a predicted model, not a curated record. The transcript is spliced from 4 exons. Gene Ontology annotation, cellular component: extracellular exosome.